This is a messenger RNA of Ustilaginoidea virens, 888 nucleotides long. RefSeq lists its product as uncharacterized. Gene Ontology annotation, cellular component: nucleolus; small-subunit processome. The record is from RefSeq and is a predicted model, not a curated record. The transcript is spliced from 3 exons. Bases 1 to 888 code for a protein of 295 amino acids. NCBI's taxonomy places the organism in Eukaryota, Fungi, Ascomycota, Sordariomycetes, Hypocreales, Clavicipitaceae. Gene Ontology annotation, molecular function: small ribosomal subunit rRNA binding.
AUGAGAGGAAAACGCUCAAAGCAGUAUCGGAAGCUCAUGGAGCGCUUUUGCAUGACAUUUGGUUUCCGCGAGCCGUACCAAGUUCUCGUGGACGCCGAAAUGGUUCAAGACUCUUGUCGAUUCAAAAUGGAGCUGGCGCCGGCUCUUCAAAGGACAGUUCAUGGAACAGUGAAGCCAAUGAUUACGCAGUGUGAGAUUCGAAAACUAUAUGCGCAGAAAAACGAUGCCGUCGGCAGAGAAGCUAUUGAGGUGGCAAAGUCUUGCGAGAGACGGCGUUGCGGUCAUCAUCCGGACGAGUAUCCCGAGCCAUUGGGCACUCUGGAAUGCUUUCAAUCCGUCAUUGACCCCAAAGAUAGUGGGGAAAACAAGCAUCGCUAUGUCGUUGCAAGCCAGAACCAAGACCUGCGACGUAUGCUUCGCGCAGUACGAGGAGUUCCGUUGAUAUACAUCAAGAGAAGCGUCAUGAUCUUGGAGCCAAUGUCUGAUGAAAGCGCUCAGUUGCGGGCCCGUGAAGAAAGCAGUAAAUUCAGGGCAGGCAUCAAACCAACAAUCGGGAAAAGAAAAAGGGACGAGAGAGGGCAUACUGCUGAGGAUGCGGCAACUGUGGCCGAUGAUGAAGACGGGGUCGGCACCCUCAACGGACACAAUCUCUCAUCAGCGGCAUCCGCGAGGAAGAAGGCGAAGCGCCCAGGUCCAAAAGGCCCCAACCCUCUUUCCGUCAAGAAAGCGAAAAAGAAGGCUGAAGUGAGCAAGCAAAACAAGCUGUCCGAGGAAGGUCCAGUCAAAAGCAAAAGACGAAGAACAGCAAAGCCGGCCGACACACAAAGUGCCAACGAUACGCAGGGAGAUGGCACUGCUCUCGCAGAGCCCAAUGGCGACGAAAGCUGA